Molecule: messenger RNA, 1431 nt
Organism: Exophiala spinifera
Lineage: Eukaryota; Fungi; Ascomycota; Eurotiomycetes; Chaetothyriales; Herpotrichiellaceae
Exons: 1
Coding region: 1-1431 (476 amino acids)
Source: RefSeq, a predicted model, not a curated record
AUGUGGUCCACGGUCGCUUCUUGGGCUGCGCUGAUCGCAGUCGCUGCAGCACUCACAAGACACUACAACCCAGAACUGUUCAACAAACUCACACGACGUACCACGGCAAGAUCUGAGCCUAUCGAAACCUCACAGAGACCCGCCAGCAAGCGGCAGAGAACCAAACGACAUCAGGUCGGGCGUCUUGAGCCUACCGACAGUGGCACCGCUACGCCUUCAAGUGGUCCAGAGGACAAAGCCAAUAAGAGAAGGAAGGUUACAUCUACACCUCUUGAAACUCAUGCAUCGCAACGCGGAGCGGUGGAACCAGCCACGGAGGAGGACAAUGGAAUGAGCAACAAGGAGUUUGCGCGACAGCUUGCCAAGGCUCAGGCCGGCACGAAAUUGGAGCCAGCAAAAGCGCAGGGGCCUAGCAAGAAAGAACGUCGAGCUGCGAGAAAGGCGUCAACGACCAAGCAGAAUGGUGUGCAUUCUAUUCCCACAGAAUCGACGGUUGAAAACGGAGAUGAGACAGAUGACGAUGCCGUGCUGGAGACUGAGCCAUCAUCUUCCUCAGUAUCAAUGGAUGCACCGAAUGAGUUUGGAGAUGUAUCAGACAUGCUGGAGGCACCAACUGCGAAGCCUACGAGCCUACGAUUGACAAAUGUCAAGGACGCUGUGGCAAAGAACGUCACUAAACCAAUUGCUAAGGCAUUUGAGCCAGUGCUGUCAAAGAAGCAACGACAACGCCAAGCCAAGAAAGCCGAGGAGAAGGCUCGCAUGGACGAGUCCAACCGGCUCCAGGAAGCGAAGAAACAGAACCAGUUGAGAACUGCACGCAUGGCAGAGGGCAGUUCCAACCAAACAAAGGCAAAUUCAUUCACUGCUAGACAGAAUGCGUGGCAGCAAGGGAAGCCGUCAUUGUCAACAGAGCCAUCUUACAAAGCCCCUCAGGCCGAAGCGGCACCAUUGCUGGAUACUUUUAACAACUCAAAUGAGCCUGCCACCCACGUCAAUGGCGCAGUCACUUCCGAACCACUGUCGGAUCUCACAAACUCUGUUCCCGAGACAGCCACAGUCAAUACAGUCCGACAAGACGUAGGCCAGAGCAAGACUGCCGCUUUGGGCGCUUCAGGACGCGAGAAGGUGGAACGUCCACGACUUGGAACACAGUCAAGCUGGGCAGAUGAAGUGAACGAAGAAGAGCAAGACAAAUGGGCCACCGACUUGGCAGCUGAAGAGCAGUGGGAAUCUGUCACGUCCAAGAAAGGAAAGAAAAAAGCAACUGAAAAAAGCUCCUCACCCGCGCGACCGGCAGCCACUGUUCACAACUUGACGACCACCGCCAGCAAGGAAAAUGGAGUUCAGUCACGCAAGGAAAAUGCAAAUCGAUUUCAGUCUUUUGGACAAUCUGCAGAAGCAUCUUUCAAAGACGCUGACUGGGAAGCUUAG